Messenger RNA from Caenorhabditis angaria, 297 nucleotides. Lineage: Eukaryota; Metazoa; Nematoda; Chromadorea; Rhabditida; Rhabditidae. The record is from the annotation of a GenBank genome assembly.
AUGAAUUCUCUAGUUUUGGCUAUAUUUUUGGUGUUGGUGGCUGUGGUUGGUGCACAAUUUGGUGGUGGGCCUGGUGGAUUUGGGGGCCAAGGUGGAUUCGGGGGCCAACAAGGUGGACGUGGAGGCUUCGGAGGUCAACAAGGAGGAUUCCAACAAGGUGGGCGUGGUGGAUUCGGAGGCCAGCAAGGUGGAUUCGGUGGUCAACAAGGCUUCGGAGGUCAAGGUGGACAAUUCGGAGGUCAGGGUGGAUUCGGUGGACAACAAGGUGGAUUUGGCGGAGGAUUCGGAAGAAAAUAG